Colossoma macropomum (tambaqui) is the source of this 1632-nucleotide messenger RNA. RefSeq lists its product as uncharacterized. The record is from RefSeq and is a predicted model, not a curated record. Bases 207 to 1076 code for a protein of 289 amino acids. The transcript has 5 exons. Lineage: Eukaryota; Metazoa; Chordata; Actinopteri; Characiformes; Serrasalmidae.
AAUUAGAAAGCAAAACAAUCAGGUUUCGAACGGUCCUUUUCAGCAGGUACUCCAGCGCGAUAGGUGGCGAUAACCAUUCCUCUUGCACGAGACUCACAGAGGAAGAAGAGGAAUAAAAAACGCGGGCGAAGUGUGGAGCAGAGCUAACAGUGCUAACCGUGGAGCUGACAGUGUAACCGCGGAGCUGAGAGGAACAAAGGUCAGUCAUGCAGUCCUGCAGUUCUGCUCUCUGUAUCCUGAUCUUACUGAUCUCUACAGUCACUACUGCUGUUCCUCCAGUGAAGGUGAAUCUUCAUGACUCUGCUACUCUGUCCUGCUCUGAGAGAUGCUCUGGUUUGGUCAGAUGGUCUGUAUCUCAUAAACCCACUGAUGUUCUGGCUGAGUGUGAUCAGACUUCAUGUAGAUCAGUGAAGGAGGGAUAUCAGAUGAUCCAUGAUCAGUACCUGAAGGGGAAUCUCUCUCUCACCAUCACUGAAGCUGAUCUCACUAAGAGAGGCUGGUACACAUGUCAGUGUGAUGAUAAAGAGCUCUGUGAUGUGAAUCUUCAGAUUGAGCCCUUUAACACUAUGGUUCAGAUAGAGCCUGGUGAAUCUCUGGUCCUGGAUUUGGACGUAUCAGAUUCUGUGAAGGUGAUUUAUAACAGCACAGAUGCAGCUAAUCGAUCCAGUGGUCAGAUCUGUACAGUGGAUAGAGAUUCACUACAGUGUAAACCUGAAUACACUCAGAGAGUGUCAGUAAUCUCUGCUCUGGAGCUGAGAGCAGUGACUCCAUCUGAUAACGGGGUUUAUACUAUACUGACCGUCAGGGAAGAAGAAGUUAUCCACACCUACUCAGUGACCGUCCAAGGUGACCACUCAGAUCUGGACACAGAUAAAGGAGCUGCUGUACCACCGUGUGUGAUUGUACUGAGUGUGAUGGGAGCUGCUGUGAUUGUGGGGUUAGUGAUGAAGAUUCUGGUGCUGAGGAGAGAAAAUCAGCUUCUACGAAUGGAAGGUGCAAAGAACCGAGCUCAGAUGAACCAUCACUCUGACCACAGUCCAGGUGAAGAGAGACUGUCACCCCACGAUAAUGAAUGACCAGGACCUCAGAGAGAGGUUACGCUCAGGAUCUGGACAGCGUCGCUGUAAAAAAGCACUAUAAGACUGACUUGACUUGACCAAUCAGGGCUGAGCUUCUGACCAGUCGGGGACUGAUGGAGUCCAGUCACGCUUUUCUUAGUGACGUUUGUGGCAUGAAUCACAUGAAGAUCAGUUCUUAUGGUUCUUAGUAAGAGAAAAUGAAUUAUACUACAGAUAUCAGGGCUGUAAACUACUUAUUACUCCAAUAAGCACUGAGAUGUUAUUAAUGUAAUGAUUCAUUUUCUGUGUUUAAACAGACUCUAAUGAUUUCACAUGAUUGGCUGUUCAUCAUAGACAUCACACUUUCAUGUUCAGAGCACUAAACACAGCCUGAGUAUCUGAAUGAACAGCUUAGCAGAGAAAGUUGUUAAACGAGUUUAAUACUGUUCCCUCUGUUCGGCUUUGUGGAACUCAGUCAGGUGAACAGGGUUGAUGUUCUGCUUAAACUGUACACCAAGCGGCCACUUCAUUAGGUCCACCUCCUUGUUUCUACACUCACUGUCCAUCUUAUCAG